Molecule: messenger RNA, 1202 nt
Organism: Cucumis sativus (cucumber)
Lineage: Eukaryota; Viridiplantae; Streptophyta; Magnoliopsida; Cucurbitales; Cucurbitaceae
Product: GDSL esterase/lipase 1
Exons: 5
Coding region: 27-1130 (367 amino acids)
Molecular function (GO): hydrolase activity, acting on ester bonds
Source: RefSeq, a predicted model, not a curated record
UUUGUGAACCCAAUUUAUGACAACACAUGGCGAAUUUAAAAGAUUUGUGUUUAUGUUUAUUGUUGUUGUUCAUCUUUUUUAGUGUUGGUGAUUGUAUUAGCGUUUGCAGGCAGGAUCAUAAUGUGCCUCUUUUCGUUUUCGGGGAUUCAAUAGUUGAUAUUGGAAACAAUAACUACAUCAAUACCAAUUCCAUUGCCCAAUCAAAUUACCCUCCUUAUGGUCUAACUUUCUUCAAAUAUCCCUCUGGAAGAUGGUCUGAUGGCAGAGUUGUUCCAGAUUUCUUUGCUCAAUAUGCAAACUUACAGUUGCUUCUUCCAUAUCUUUAUCCUGGGAAUAAGCGUUACAUUGAUGGCAUAAAUUUUGCAUCAGGAGGAGCAGGGGCACUUGAUGAAAUCAAUCGAGGAUUAGUAAUAAGCCUCAAAACUCAGGCAAGGAGUUUCAAGAAAGUGGAAAAGAUAUUGAGAAAGCAACUUGGAAAGACACAAGCAAAGACAUUACUAUCAAGGGCUGUCUACCUGAUCUCAGUUGGGACAAACGAUUAUCGUACGUUUGCCUCGGAUUCCAAGCUUUUCGAUUCCUAUUCAAUCGAAGAAUAUGUUGAUUUGGUGAUUGGGAACUUGACCUCUGUCAUAAAAGAAAUCUAUAAGAAUGGAGGAAGAAAAUUUGUUGUAAUGAAUCUUUGGUCUUUUAACCAUGUACCUGCUGUGUUAGAAGCAGUGGCAUCACAAGGCAAAGACGCCCAAUUGAAACAACUUAAUCAACUUGUAGAAAUGCACAACAAACAACUUUAUAAAGCAUUGCAAAAGCUCACUACAGAACUCCAAGGAUUCAGAUACUCCUAUGUUGAUUCCUAUAAAGUGUUUGAAGAAAUAACAACCAACCCAGCAAAACAUGGUUUGAAAGAAGUGAAGAGUGCAUGCUGCGGAAGUGGGAUAUAUAGAGGAAUACAAAGCUGCGGAGGGAAGGGUGAUGUAAAAGAGUAUGAAUUAUGUAAGAAUCCCAAAGAGCAUUUGUUCUUCGAUUCCAACCAUGGCAGUGAAAAAGCAUAUCAAAUACUUGCAGAAAUGGCAUGGAAUGGAGAUUCAAAUACUUCCACCCCAGUCAAUGUAAAAUCCUUGUUUCUUUCUUAGCCAAUGUUGAUGGACUGUUCGUGUAAUGUUUACUGUAUUCUUGCAAUAAAAAUAAAUUAAACUUCAUGGGAA